AUGGCGGCGGCGGGGUCGGCGGGGCCCGAGCCCAUGCCGAGCUACGCGCAGCUGGUGCAGCGCGGCUGGGGCAGCGCGCUGGCGGCGGCGCGGGGUUGCGCGGACUGCGGCUGGGGGCUUGCUCGCCGCGGCCUGGCCGAGCACGCGCACCUGGCGCCGCCCGAGCUGCUGCUGCUGGCCCUCGGCGCGCUCGGCUGGACCGUGCUGCGCUCGGCGGCCACCUCGCGCCUCUUUCGGCCCCUAGCCAAGCGGUGCCGCCUCCAGCCUAGAGAUGCCGCCAAGAUGCCUGAGAGCGCCUGGAAGUUUCUCUUCUACCUGGGCGCCUGGAGCUACAGCACCUACCUGCUCUUCGGCACUGACUACCCCUUCUUUCACGACCCACCCUCCGUCUUCUAUGACUGGAAGACGGGCAUGGCAGUGCCACGAGACAUUGCAGUGGCCUACCUGCUACAGGGAAGCUUCUACGGCCAUUCCAUCUAUGCCACGCUGUACCUGGAUGCCUGGCGCAAGGACUCCGUGGUCAUGCUCGUCCACCACGUGGUCACCUUGGCCCUCAUUGUUUCCUCUUACGCCUUCCGGUACCACAAGGUGGGCAUCCUCGUGCUCUUCCUGCAUGACAUCAGCGACGUGCAGCUGGAGUUCACCAAGCUCAAUGUCUACUUCAAGUCCCGCGGAGGCGCCCACCACAGACUGCACGCCCUGGCUGCCGACCUGGGCUGCCUCAGCUUCUGCCUCAGCUGGUUCUGGUUCCGCCUCUAUUGGUUCCCGCUCAAGGUCCUGUACGCCACGAGCUACUGCAGCCUGCGGUCGGUGCCUGACAUCCCCUUCUACUUCUUCUUCAACGCGCUCCUGCUGCUGCUCACCCUCAUGAACCUCUACUGGUUCCUGUACAUCGUGGCGUUUGCUGCCAAGGUGCUGACGGGCCAGGUGCGGGAGCUGAAGGAUGUGCGGGAAUAUGACACGGCAGAGGCCCCGAGCCCGAAGCCCCGCAAAGCUGAGAAGCCGCUGAGGAAUGGCCUGGUUAAGGACAAACGCUUCUGA
Messenger RNA from Rangifer tarandus platyrhynchus (Svalbard reindeer), 1041 nucleotides. The record is from the annotation of a GenBank genome assembly. Lineage: Eukaryota; Metazoa; Chordata; Mammalia; Artiodactyla; Cervidae.